AUGCCUCCAACACUUGAUGGCUUACCGGAGGAGAUCAUCAUUGGUAUUGGAAUAUGUUUACCUAGAGAUUCCCUUGCAAAGCUAGCACAAUGCUCCAGUCAAUUCUAUGCUGCAUGCAUUGAGUUGCUAUACUAUCACUGUACUGUGAGGAAUCGGAAAUCGUUGAAGAUACUGAUCAAUACUAUUCUUAAAAAAUCUGUGAUUGGACCCAGCAUCCGUUGGCUCGACCUACGCUGCUUUGACUUAAAUGAGUUGAGUCGAGUACUCCUCUGGAAGACAACUUCGCUUGAUCUGUUCCAAAAGGCUAUUUCGGUGCAAAACAAGUCGUCUUCUUGGGAUAUCAUUAACUGGGCACGCGGUGUUUUGAUGGAUAUAUCAUGUUGGGCUUUGAUAUCAGUACUCCUUUGCCUCGUUCCAAAAUUAAGGGUGCUGGGACUUCCCUCAUUGGGAGAAGAGCGCACUCGGCAGGGAAUAUAUUAUAAGGGAGCUCAUUACGAAGUCUCUACAUUCAGUAACUUCAUUGCUCGACUCGCAAGAGACCAGCGAACUGAAUCUCCAGACAGCGCUCCUCUGAGGGUGCUUGCAAAUUUAGAAAGCAUAACAAUUUCACCCGAUUUUCACCAUGAAAGAACAGCAUUGGAUUGCAUCGUGCCACUUAUGAAUUUAAGAUCUGUGAAAAGAUUCAAGGUUGUCUUGAUGUGGCAUUGCUACUGGAUGAACAGCCGUAGGGUAAAAUGCAUAGAACCGAUACCCAACAUCGAGAGUUUGAGCUUCAUUUUAUGCUGGUUCAGCGAUGGCAUUGCCACUUUCCUUGGGCGUUUCACGGGCAUUCAAAGAUUCUAUUUGAGUGGAGGUACCGACAUCGUGUAUCCUUUCGAUGGAUUACAUCCAUAUGUUGACGAUAUUUUGAAAGGAUUAACAUCUUCGAAACACUCAUUAAAAUACGUCGACAUCAGCAAUGUUUGUCGUUUACCAGAUGAUCAGCCCCUCUCAUUCUCUCAAUUCAAACGACUGCAGGUUGCAAAGCUUUCGCCAUCUCCUUCAAUAUGGUCGAGUGUAAACACAAUUGAGGAUGAAUUUCGGUUGAUCAAUUCCUUGCCGCCCGGAUUGAGGAUUCUUGUAUGCAAACCGUUUUAUGAUCAAUACGAUUUUGUUAGCUUGGAACAAUUUUAUGAACUCGUCGCCAAAAAGGAAAUAUAUGUUCCCAAGAUGCGACAGAUUGAAUUGAUUUGGGACGAUGCUAAUUCCACAUAUGAUUGUAAAGAUUGUCAGAAACAUUGCGAAAUGAGCGAGAAAGCCCCUUUCUUUCUGAACCUUAUUGCAGAGUGCAAAGCAAAGAAUAUUUGUAUUUUCUCUGGUCACCCCUCAAGGAAACCUAGCCGCACCCCAGAGCCGGAAGACUUAGAAAAUACUCAAGGACUUCUGGGCAAUUUAUCAUAG
Messenger RNA from Botrytis deweyae, 1440 nucleotides. RefSeq lists its product as uncharacterized. The transcript has a single exon. NCBI's taxonomy places the organism in Eukaryota, Fungi, Ascomycota, Leotiomycetes, Helotiales, Sclerotiniaceae. The record is from RefSeq and is a predicted model, not a curated record. Bases 1 to 1440 code for a protein of 479 amino acids.